This is a messenger RNA of Hemicordylus capensis (graceful crag lizard), 4324 nucleotides long. RefSeq names its product collagen type X alpha 1 chain (gene COL10A1). The coding region runs from base 235 to 2247 and encodes 670 amino acids. NCBI's taxonomy places the organism in Eukaryota, Metazoa, Chordata, Lepidosauria, Squamata, Cordylidae. The record is from RefSeq and is a predicted model, not a curated record. The transcript has 3 exons. Gene Ontology annotation, molecular function: protein binding.
UUCAGCUUAGCUUUAUGGGAAGAAAAAAAAAAUCUGAAACCUAACAACAAAAAAAGGUCUUGAAAGGAAGAACGGCUUCAUUUUAGUCUUCCUGAAAUGCCUUUUCAAAGCUUUUGUGACUCACUAAUACUGAAAGAGAAGCCCAGAGACGAGAAAAGUUGUGGUUGUCAGCAAGCUGACACUCCCUCUACCCGUGGACAUCUUCCACAGAACUGAAAGAGUAGAUUUUGGAAUAUGAAGUUACACAUAUCCUUUCUGUUGAUGCUGCUUUCUAUGAACAUUGUUCGUGGUGGCGAGGGCUUUUAUCCUGAACGAUAUCAGAGUGUGAAGCAAGCCAAUGUGAAGGGGCCACCUUUCCUACCUUUCAGUGUAAAAAGCCAUGUUUUGCAGGCAAGGGGAGAACAGGGGCCUCAAGGUCCAGCAGGCGCUCCUGGCCCAAGAGGACUACCAGGCCCUUCAGGGUCUCCAGGGAAACCAGGGUAUGGAAGCCCAGGGCCUCAAGGGCCCCAAGGGCCCCCAGGACCACCAGGACUGUCAGCCGUUGGAAAGCCAGGCCUACCUGGUUUGCCAGGAAAACCAGGGGACAGAGGACUAAGUGGUGAAAAAGGAGACAUGGGACCUGCUGGCCUCCCAGGGCCUAGAGGACCACCAGGGGGUCCUGGAGCUCCUGGUCCAGCUGGAAUUUCUGUUGCUGGGAAACAAGGCCUUCCAGGGCUACAAGGACCAAGGGGUGUUCCUGGAGAAAAAGGUGAGCCAGGUAUUCCUGGUAUAAAUGGACAGAAGGGAGAAAACGGAUAUGGGGUUCCAGGCCGUCCCGGUGAAAGAGGUCAGCCAGGGCCACAGGGGCCUCCAGGGCCUCCAGGCCUUGCAGGGAUAGGAAGACCUGGGGAAAGGGGAUUUCCAGGUCAGCCAGGUAUUAAAGGUGAUCGGGGUUUACCAGGCACACCAGGAUCAGCUGGCACCCCAGGUCCCCAAGGUGCUCCCGGGGAGCCUGGAGAACCAGGAAUAGGAAAACCUGGACCAAGUGGACCACCAGGGAUACCAGGAAUUCCUGGAGCAAAAGGACUUCCAGGACCCUCAGGUCUGACUGGACCCUCUGGUCUCCCAGGAUUUGGUAAACCUGGGUUGCCAGGGAUGAAGGGACAAAGAGGACCUGAAGGCCUCCCUGGGAUCCCAGGGGUAAAAGGUGAACAAGGUCCAGCAGGUGCUCGAGGGGAACCAGGACAAGUUGGACCACCUGGGAAUAUGGGCCCUCAAGGGCUCAGAGGUGCAGCUGGAGAAAAUGGCAUUCCUGGGCUCAAAGGAGAAAGAGGUCCUGGAGGUCCAGCAGGAUUCCCAGGAGUUAAAGGGGAGAGAGGACUACCAGGGAUAGAGGGAAAAUCAGGGUACCCAGGGGAACCAGGACUUCCUGGUCCAAAAGGAAAUCCAGGUUUGCCUGGUCCCAAAGGGGAUACUGGAUAUGCUGGGUCCCCUGGCCUACCCGGACCAAUGGGCUCAAUGGGACCUAAAGGAGUACCAGGGGUUAAUGGUGAGCAAGGCCCACGUGGGCCACCUGGAAUACCUGGAACAAGAGGACCAGCUGGCCCUCCAGGUAUUCCAGGAUUCCCUGGCAGUAAAGGGGAAACUGGUGCAACAGGGUUACCAGGUCCAGCUGGCAUUGCUGCAAAGGGUUUAGAUGGACCUAUGGGGCCUCCUGGACCUCCAGGCCCAAAAGGCCACAAUGGAGAACCUGGAUUGCCAGGUCCUCCUGGCCCUCCUGGCCCACCUGGGCAAGCAGUAUUCCCAGGAGGCCAGGCCCUAGCAGGAGUGCCUGUUAUGAAAGCUGGUGCGAGCCAAGGUCUAACUGGAAUGCCAGUGUCAGCUUUCACUGUAAUUCUUUCCAAAGCUUAUCCCACAUCAGCUGUCCCUAUCCGGUUUGAUAAAAUCUUGUACAAUAGACAACAGCACUACGACCCAAGGACAGGCAUCUUCACUUGCAGGACACCAGGACUUUACUAUUUUGCUUACCAUGUGCAUGUGAAAGGAACACAUGUUUGGGUUGGCCUAUACAAAAAUGGCACACCCAUCAUGUACACCUUUGAUGAGUACAAGAAAGGAUAUCUUGAUCAGGCUUCUGGAAGUGCUGUUGUUGACCUCAUGGAAAAUGAUCAAGUCUGGUUACAGCUGCCCAACAAUGAAUCAAAUGGCUUGUACUCUUCAGAGUAUGUUCAUUCCUCCUUUUCAGGUUUCUUACUUGCUCAAAUGUGACAACAUCCCACCCCCCAAAAUAGAGUAUCCUAGUAUGUGUGUUUGUACUUCUAGAUGUCCAGAAGAGACUAGCUAAAGAAAACCUGAACACAAAAUGAAAUUUCCUUUGCAAAUGCUGCAUGAUGCAUAUCUGAGGUGCUGUUUUUAAGAGACAUUUUAAAGGGUAAUAUAAUUAUUCACAAAAUAUAAUUGUAUUUUAAGGCUACACACAGAACUAUAUUUAAUUAAGAAACUGUACAUGUUCAAAUACUACAAUAUGUUAAUUAUAAUUAUCAAGACAAGAUUAGUUUUUAGUAAAUGAUAACAUUAUAUUUUCUUGUGUGUAUAUAUACAGGCCACUUUCUUACAAAGCAAGUAUUUCCACAGGCUUAAUACUGCUGUGCUUAAACUAUUUAUUCUUGACAGUCUGAUUAAUAACUGCGGUAACUAUUCCAGAUUAAAUGGUUUUAGAACUGCGGUCCCUCACACAACAGAAAUAAUAGAAAAACACAAUUGUUUUUUCUUUCCUAUCCAAUUUUUCCCACAGUUAAAACAGGCUGAAAUUCAUUGCAAAACAGCAGACUGACAUGAGAACUGCAAAAGUUCUUUCUUUUGAAAUCAUUGGGGCUAACUGAUCUAGUAAGAUGUUUAGGUCAAGAGUGUAAGGGCAAGUUCACAUACAAUGUUUCCCAUGUGACAAUUCUGACUUUCUGUUCUGGAUGUGAAGCUUCUAUAAUUGAUCACUAUGAAUGAUUAUCUUUUAUCAUAUCAGAUAAUUACCCUAACUAUGCAUUAACAUUCAUAAAAUAAAAUUAAAUAUAUGGUGCUACAGACUAACUGGAAUACUCUAAAUAAAAUUAGCAUUGUUUUCUCAACAGCAACCUUGACCACUAAAGAAAGAUAUCUAAUGAAUGACUCUUGAAAAGGUUCUUCUUUCUUAAAAAUGUUAGCUGUUAACCAUACUAAUACUGGAUAUUAGUCAAUGUUCUGUAUCCAUUUCUUUGUGAGAAAUGGGCUCCAAAAAGAUAAGGAAUACUGAAUUUGGCUUAACCUUACAUACUAAAGGCAUUACAAAUAAGCAUGUACAGUGAAUGACUUGUCUGAGAUACCAACAUAACAUCAGUUCUGUGUUACUAUGCUGGCACAUCAGCCUAUAAAUUAUAUCCCAUACACUCACAUGCUGACACAGCAUGUUAACACAGCAUGCUGUAAGAUCAGGUCAUCACUGUUCUAACAGAUCAGCACAUUGGCUCCAAUCCCAUUCUAAUCAUGCACUACUAUAUGUGUGCAACAACUAGUUGCUCGGGAGGAAAUGUAGAUCCCUGUCCUCAUCACAAGACACAUCUAGUCAGUUCAUUGGGAUUCAGAUCAGCAUAGCAAUGCAUAUAGGCCUGUGCAUCAGGACGUGUAGCUGUAUCCUCAUCUCUCUUGCUGCCUUGUUUUAGGGCAGGGUUUCUUAACCUUGGGCCCCCAGAUGUUGCUGGAAUACAACUCCCAUCAUACCCAGAUAUGGCCUUUGUGGCUGAGGAUGAUGGGAACUGUAGUCCAAAAACAUCUGGGGCCCAAGGUUAAGAAACCCUGUUUUAGGGGAUACCAUUCACUUCAACCAUAUAUAUAAUUUAGUGCUAAACAGAUACAAUAUUCACUCUCUGGUGCAAAUGCAGUUGUGAGUGACUGAUCAUUUAACUCAAUUAACCUCACAAAAUGUUUUCUUUUAUAUAUUUUACCCUCAAGAAAAAAUUGUCUUUUUAUGUAUGGUAUUCAGAGAAUGAUAUGCAUCACCUAAGUAAAUGAAAAAUAGUUUGUAUAAUUUAAGUGAAUUAACUUUUCUCUAUGGUGCUUUUAUGAUUAUUCACAUUGAACCAACAUGAGACUAGCUGUAAGUGUAAAAGAAAAGUUACUUUUUAUCCCAAUACUGUACUAUGUUCUUAAUUACUACUACUAUUAGUAGCAGUAGAACAUGAAUUUUUUUUUUUGUAAAAUUGAUCUAAAUGGCCUUUAUUAUAUCCAUCUGAAACCAGUAUUUUACACUUUGUUCUACAAAAGUCUAGUUGUGUUACUUAAACCUCAUAAAAAUAUGAUAUUAAUAAAAAGGUGA